AUGAGCACAGUCGGAAAGCUACCGCCGGUCACUUCUAGGCGUCUGGUCCAGGCGGCUGUGAAAAGCCGGGACGAGAAGCCGGAUGCGGCUGCCCCAGAUCCAUUCAAGAGCUUCUAUUACAAAGACCUCAUCACCACGCCAGCAAUGGGUGACCAAAGAAAGCCGGUCCUAAAACCGGCGCUCCCACUAAAGUUCAAGGCAUACCUAUGCCGACCAUAUGCUCUUUGUCAUUUCCUGGCCGCUGGAGCUUAUUAUGAGACUGGCUUCCAGCCCGUCUCCCUUCUUGCUGAUUCCAAAUAUUGCUGUGCUUACAGCGGCGGUGUUGGUCAAUACAAAAUGGGCAACUACGCCCCCACCAUCUGGGUGAACAAUAUUGCUGCCAAGAAGGGAUGUCAGCAGAAAAGAGCUGUGCACACCGCCACUGUCAUCUGGUCUGAUUCUACCUGGAGUCACCAGAAACUGCAUAAUCGAUCUCGCCGAGCAGUGGGGCGCGAAUUCAAGGUCACCGAGCGUACCGUCACAAUGAACGACGUUCGAAAGGCGCUGAAGGAAAAUAGGAUCGUGCACGAAAAUCCGGAAAAUGGCAAGACUGAGGAGCUGCAUAUUCCAACCAUGGAAAGCAAAGACAACCUGUUGCAGCGGUUCUAUAUUACGCUUACUGAUAUUCAGUACGGACGCAGCGGUGACAUGCCACAGUGGACGAAAAUCAUCAAC
Molecule: messenger RNA, 714 nt
Organism: Mesorhabditis spiculigera
Lineage: Eukaryota; Metazoa; Nematoda; Chromadorea; Rhabditida; Rhabditidae
Source: the annotation of a GenBank genome assembly